CUUAUCUGGAAAAUGGAGAGAAGAAAGGGGAGGCACGUGAGUCUGAUUCUGCUGAGAUAGACUGUGAAGGAGGUGUGACGGAGAGGACUAAUAUUACAGAUGGUUGCAAGCAAAGUGGGCGAGGUAAAGAGAUAGCACUUACAUCUCCAAGGACAGAGGAGGCAAACUUAGCACUCGUUGAAACCAAAGCUGAGAUUUCUGAACUGGAAGUUUGCACCAAGAAUGCGCCUUUCCAAAUGGAGGAAUGUGUCGUAGAAGGAAUGUCAUCAAAGCAGAUGGGAGUCGGGAUCUGUGAAGCUGAGAAUGGGGUGCCUGAUCCCCCCAAGAAGAGGAAGUCCUAUCGCAAGAAGGAGCUUCAGGAAGGUGAAGAUGGCGCAGUCAGUCCCAAAGGAAGCAAAUCACAAGUGAAGCGAAAGAGGACUAAACAACCUGCAGGGGAAAGCCGGGCCAAAAAGCAACGUAAUGUUGGUCCAAAACCAGGAGUCAGCGAUUAUGAUUUCGAUGCUCAAGAUGCUGCAGAGGUGCAUGAACAAGAGGGGGAACCUGCCCCGUUUCCCUCGGAAAAUCUCCUGGGGGAAGUCAUAGAAGAGGAUGAUUCCAAGGCCAAGUGGAGAUCCAGCAUCCCACCACGCAAGUCUGCGCCAAAGCAGGGCGGCAACUUCGUCUGUCUGAACCUCAAGAAAAGGUCCCACGUCAAAGGGUUUGCGCUGAGAGGGAAACACCUGCGGAAGCAAGUUUGGAAGCAGAAGUGGCAGAAGAAGGGAGAGCUGUUUGGCGGAGGAGGGGGCAGCCGGGCCAUGGGCCGGAGCUCGGACACCUGCUUCAGGUGUGGACAGGUCGGCCACUGGGCCUCGCAGUGCAAGGGGAAAGUGUCUCAGCCUGUCUCUGAAGCUCAACCUCAAGAGAAGGAAAAUGGCUGCGAUGCAGAGGAAGAGGUGCCCUUGCUCACUUUGGAGGAAGUGGCCCGGAUGACUAACACAGCCUACAGCAAGAUUUCAGCAAAAAACGAGAGAAGCCAAGGAUCUCUGGAGGCUCAGAGUCAAGAGGGAGGGGUCUUCCUGCCAAUGCACAGACCCACGUAUGAACCGUCCCCUCCACCCGAGCCCAUAGAGCCCCUCUACGGACUGGGUCCAGAUGGGAAGGUGAAAGAGACCCCUCCCGAGGUUUUCCAAGCGCUGGCUGAGCUGGGCUUCACCUCCUUCCGCGCAGGACAGGAAACAGCUGUGAUGAGGAUUCUUUCAGGUCUCUCGACGCUGGUGGUCCUUUCCACGGGGAUGGGGAAAUCCCUCUGUUAUCAGCUCCCGGCCUACCUGUACAGCAAGCGGUCCAGGUGCAUCACUUUGGUCAUCUCGCCGUUGGUGUCUCUAAUGGAUGACCAGGUCUCUGGCCUUCCUCAGCGCCUGAAAGCUGUCUGCAUCCACUCCAACAUGUCCAAGACCCAGAGAGAAGCUGCCAUGGAGAAGGUAAAGGCUGGGAAGGUCCACGUCCUCCUGCUCUCCCCAGAGGCCUUAGUUGGGGGAGGCCUUUCUGCCUCCAGCUGCCUCCCGCCUGCAGAUCAGCUCCCGCCGGUGGCUUUUGCCUGUAUCGACGAAGCGCACUGCGUCUCCGAGUGGUCCCAUAAUUUCCGCCCCUGUUACCUGCGCCUAUGUAAGGUUCUCCGGGAGCGCCUGGGCGUGCGCUGCUUCCUGGGCCUCACAGCCACGGCCACUCUCUCUACGGCGCGAGACGUGGCCCAUCACUUGGGCAUCUCGGGAGGCGAAGGGAUUGCUGUGCGCUCUGCGGCUGUCCCUCCAAACCUGCACCUCUCCGUUUCCACAGACAGAGACAAGGACCAGGCCCUUCUGAGCUUGCUGCAAGGAGAACGGUUUGGGGGCCUGGACUCCAUCAUCAUUUACUGCACGCGCCGGGAGGAGACGGCUCGCAUCGCAGCGCUCGUCCGCACCUGCCUCCAAGGGGUGAAGCUCAAAGAGCGUCCCGGAGAUGAGGAGCAGGAGGAAGAAGAAGAGGGCAGCGCUGCUGCAAAAAGGAAGAAAUCAAAAGCUAAAAAGAGCAUCCGCCGCCCUCUGAAGUGGAUCGCCGAUGCCUACCACGCCGGCCUGUCUGCUGCUGAGCGCCGCCGGGUGCAGAACAACUUCAUGUCUGGCCAGCUGAGGGUUGUGGCAGCGACUGUGGCCUUCGGGAUGGGGCUGGACAAGUCUGACGUGCGAGGUGUCAUCCACUACAACAUGCCCAAGAACUUCGAGAGCUAUGUCCAGGAGAUCGGGAGGGCUGGAAGGGACGGGAAGCCCGCUCAUUGCCACCUCUUCCUGAACCCAGAGGGAGAGGACUUGCAUGAAUUGAAGCGGCACAUCUAUGCGGACACGGUCGACUUCUUCACGGUGAAGAGGCUGGUGCAGAAGGUCUUCCCCCGAUGCAAGUGCCGGGAGCUUCACCAGAAGCAGGAGCAGCUCAGCAAGAGCGAUGAAGUGGAGGAUGCCGAGAUGUUGGCUCUCUCAGAGGAAAGCGGAGGGGAGAAUCCCAGUUCGGACGCCGGGCGACCAAGAGUGUGUUACAGACACGAGAGAGCCAUCCCUAUCCAGCCGACCGUGGAAGCCUUGGACUUCCGAGAGGAAGGUAUCGAGACGCUUCUGUGCUACCUGGAGCUUCACCCUCAGCGCUGGCUGGAGAUGCUGCACCCCACGUUCUCCUCCUGCCGAGUGAUCUGCUAUGGGGGACCCCAGCAGCUGCGGACAGUGGCCCAGAGGUGCCCUCCUCUUGCCGUCUGCCUGGCCCAGCAGCACCUGCAAGGCAUCAGCCACACUCACACCAGCUCCGUGGACUUUGACGUGGUGGUGCUGGCUGACUCCAUGGGCUGGGAGGUCCUGCCAGUGAAGCGAGCCCUGCGCCAGCUCCAGUGGGACACCCGGUUGCAGAACGGGUCCAGUGUGUCUAGGAAGAGUGGGGUCCUUGUGGAGUUCAGCGAGCUCUCCUUCUAUCUGCGCUCCUACGGCGACCUUACCGAUGAGGAACUGGACUCGGUCUGCGAAUUCCUGCACCGGCGGGUGAUGGACCGAGAAAAGGCGGCCCUUGGCCAGCUCCGAGUGUGCUUCCAGGCCUUCCAGAGAGUGGCCUUCCGGAGCUGUGCCUCGUGCUGCGAUGGCGGAGGGGAGGAGAGGAGCAACCAGCUUAAGACCCUGUUGAUGGAUUAUUUUGAGAAGGAUGUGAUGCUAGAAGAAGCGGAUUAUGAACGAAGAGAUGAAGGAAUGGAUGCUAAAGACCUCGAGGACAUAAAAUUUCGGGACUGGGAAGACCAAAUCCGAGCUGACAUCCGCCACUUCCUUUCCAUACGGCAAGAAGAGAAGUUCUCCGGCAGAGCCGUGGCCAGGAUCUUGCAUGGCAUAGGGAGUCCCUGCUUUCCUGCUCAGAUUUAUGGCCGAGACCGGCGCUUCUGGAGGAAGUACAUCCAUUUCGACUUCAACAGGAUCAUGCACUUGGCCACAGAGGAGAUCAUCCACUGGAAGUGAGAGAACAUCGCGGAAGAGAGUGUCGCAAAAAGCUUACACUGGAAACUUGUUGUUGUUCAUGCGUUUAGUUGUUUUUGACUCUUUGUGACCUCCUGGACGAGCCCACGCCAGAGCUCCCUGUCGGCCGUCACCACCCCCAGCUCCAGUCCCUUCAAGGAUGCCAUCCAUCCAUCUUGCCCUUGUUUGGCCCCUCUUCCUUUUUCCUUCCACUUUCCCCAGCAUCAUUGUCUGGUUGCAUGGCAGUAUUUUCUCAGGAAAAGGUUUUACUGUCUAAAAGAACGA
This is a messenger RNA of Anolis sagrei ordinatus, 3785 nucleotides long. The record is from RefSeq and is a predicted model, not a curated record. Lineage: Eukaryota; Metazoa; Chordata; Lepidosauria; Squamata; Anolidae.